Trichomonas vaginalis G3 is the source of this 5421-nucleotide messenger RNA. Its product is annotated as calmodulin-binding motif IQ-containing protein. The record is from RefSeq and is a predicted model, not a curated record. Lineage: Eukaryota; Parabasalia; Trichomonadida; Trichomonadidae. The coding region runs from base 1 to 5421 and encodes 1806 amino acids. Gene Ontology annotation, molecular function: protein binding. The transcript has a single exon.
AUGAACAAUUCCGGUGAUAAUGCUCAAAACCGGUCGGAACUUGAUCAGUACUUAGAUGAAGCAGAAGAUGUUCAUGGCGGCACUUCAUUAAUGGUGCAAUCAUUACUUGAUGAAAACGCUUCAUCAGAUAAAUAUUCAAGGUUACAGUACCAAUUAGCAAAUAAAGGUGUUGAAGCAUUACAAAAUGCUGCUGCAACUAAGAUCCAAAAGACUUUUCGUAUGUAUGUAAUACAUAAAAAGUAUCGAAACAUUUAUGAAUCAUUAAUAAAGGCUAAACGAAAUCUAACACGAGCAUAUUUCAACGUUUUAUACUUAAAUACGAACAUGGGUUCCCAACAACGUCGUUCAGGUGCUUAUAAACAGCUUGUACAAGAAUUUAAUUCGAGAAAUAGCUUCCCUCGUAAUUAUAAAUCAGUAUCUGAGUUAACAUUUCGUAUUACAGGGCAAACAUACAUUCCUCGUGAGAUUAAUGAACAAAAUUUAGUUUCAUUUGUCAAAUUUUUUUACGCAAAAUUAAUGAGAGAUGUAUUAAUGGAGUGGAGGAUUGCUCUUUCAAAGGAAAAAUCUCGAAAAGAGCUAUUAAAUCCAUUUGAUUUCCAAAGAUACAGAAGAUUCCAUUCAAAUGUCCAAUUUAUAGCGUUCGGAUUAUGGCGUGGAUGGGCACAAAACAGAGCUCAUGGUAAAAUUAAAGUUAAAUAUGUAUUCCCGGAAUGGAAUAAUUACAUGAAACACAGAGAAGCAAAAUUUGGAAAGAUUCAAAAGGCAGAUCAGAAGCGAAAAGACUUUAUUGGACGUAAUGCAUUACAAGCAUUAUCAACACAUAUGCGUGAAAAGCACCAAUUACAGCAAGAUUUGAUUGCAUCAGAUAAUUUCCGUCUAAAACAGAUAAUGCGAUUAACUUACCAAGCAUGGGCACGCACAAUCCUUCAACAUACACAGAGAUUGAUUUUAGAGCACAAUAUUAUUCAAAGAUGGCGAACUUUGGCUGCGACAAAUUCAAAUCUCAGAAAAUUACUCAAAAUCAUGCAGGCCAGGCACGAACUAUACCUCAAACGCCGUACAAUAGCCAUGUUCCUCGCUAAUAUCAGGGCUUGCGGCAUUACAAGAGCUUACAUUUACUGCAAAUUACAAGCAAAACCGAGUUUAGGCCUUUCUUUCGUUUUCAACCUUAUGAAGAAUGAUUACGAAGCAGCCCUAAGCAGUGCAUUUGCAGGAUGGAGCGCUUACGUCCGCCGUCGUCGAAAUUGGCACAGAUUUCUCUUCCAAAACAUCAAAACAACCGAAUACGAUGUUACAAAGAAGAAAGCACUUGCCGCAUUUCGUAAGAAAGGACCUCCUUACUUAACACCACAGAAUUUCACCGCUGAUGUCUUCAAGCAAGAGAGUUUGUUGCUUUACGAACGUGUUAUGAAAUCAAAUGGCACGGAAAGGAACAUUUUCUUGUUGUUGAACGACAAAAAAGCGAAUGCCGCACAAAGAAACAUUUCCACAGCGAAGAACAGAGUUGAUUCUCGUGAAUUCUUCUUCAAAGCAUGGUUGCAGACGAAAUACAAUCCAAGUUUAUUCAUAAGAGUCGCAAUCAUCAACCACAUGAAGCGGAAAAGUGAAUUUUGUCCUCAAACAGAAGCGGAAAGGUUCAAAAACUCUUUCCACAGGGCUUUCUAUUUCUUACAACAAUGCAAUUUCGCAUCUGCUGCAGGAAUGGUUGCUUUGAAAAAAGCGAUUCAAGAAAACUCCAAAAACGCAUUUAAUAAUAGAAGAUGCGUUUUAGCCAGAGAUAACUUGAUCAUCAAAGCACAUGCAGCACACGAAUCCGCUGAGUUGUACUCGAAAGAAAACCCGAAUUUCAAGGCUUCAUCGAAUCUUUGUCAAUUCGACCAAAUUAAAAAAUUGACAAAUGAUUUGACAGCGAACAUGAAGCCAUUGAUCCAAUUGACAGCCAUUUCUCAAAGGGAAGGACUUGCAAAUGAUCCAAACUUCUCUUUGAUCAAAGGUUGCCAUUCGAGAAUACAAUCUUUGAAGCCAACAAUUGUGAAUUCGAGAACUGAAUAUCAUCAGAAGCUGAAAAGAUUGGAAUUCCAACCGAUUAUCCCUCAGUUUAACAACUUCAAGGGAAAGACUAAUACUGACAAUGUCGGUAUUGGCGCCAAGACACAAGUCACGGUCGAUUCUUUCACAGCGAACAAAGUUGAAAAUGUUUCCAUGAAAACAUACAACAAAAAACUUUUUUCUGCUGUUCCGAGAGUCGGAAGAAGAGCGAGGGUUAUCAAUCACGCCAUCAAGAACAAGUUCAAUGUUAACAUGAACUACGAAGAAGACGAAGAAGAGGACUUACUGCCAAUGAUUAAUGUCCAAUCCGUUGUCGGAUUGAAAGAAAAUCUUGGAGUGUCAAAUUUGGAUUUUACAAGACAAUUGUUAGUUUUUUCAAGUCGUCUUAGUUUGUCAAGUAGUUCAUUUAACAGCCAGCUGAGUGUUACAAGCGGAGAGACAGACAUCAUUGAAGAGAAUGAUGAAGAAGGAGAAACAAAUCCAUUCAAGAAGAAACACAUUUUGAACUUGGACGGUUUUGGCGAAAUUGUUGAAGAAAACGAAACUGAAGAAGAAGAUUAUUACGAAGAAGAAAGCAAAGUAGAUGCAAUUGAGAAACUUAAUUUGGAUGAUGAAGAAAAGAAAACUGUUCAUCAAAGCUUGGACCAUAUUUUCUCUUCUUCAAUCACGAGAAAUCAGAGUUUUGAAGAGCUAAACAUUGAUCCUGACAUGUCCACGAAAUACAAACAAUUUGUUGACAUCUUGUUUUCUGAUCCAAUAGCACUUCAAGACGCAAAUCUCGACAACGUCAGAAGGAUAUUGAUUGAAAAGGCGGAAUACAACGCUCCUAUCAUGAAAGCUGCUGUUGACACAAACAAAUACAAGAUGCCAAUCUCUAAUCUAACAAAUGCUUAUCGUAAAGAACAUUUUCUUUCUGGAUCUGAUGAUGAAAAAGAAGAGGAAGAAGAAGUAAACGAUAAGAAAAGUGUCGCUUCAAAGAAAGGCUUGAUUGCACGUCAACAAAGCAAAUUCAAGUCGACUGAUUCAAUUGAUGCUGGACAGACAUCAAUAUCAUACACAUCCAAGAAAUACAAGAGUCCUCCACCAAAGAAAUCAGUCACAAGAAUGACAAUUGGAAGUCGUGGUUCAAUGACAAAAAGUGUCAAAUCUGCCGAACCCGAUUCAAGCGAUGAUGAUGACGAAAGAUUAUUCAGAGAGCACCAACACGUCAUACAACUUGAAUCAGACAAUAAAACAGCGAAAGUUGAAGAGGAAGAAGAUCAAAAAGAAUCAGAUUCAGAGUCACAAAAAGAAGAAGAGAAAGCAAAGGAAGAAGAAGAGAAGAAAGAGGAAGAAAAGAAGGAAGAAAGCGAAUACUCAUAUUCUUAUUACGAAGAAGAAUCAAAUGUUGAAGAAGAAGAACUUGAAAGUGAUUAUUCUUACGAAUACUACUACGAAGAUGAAACAGAAAGUGUCAAUAAAUCUGAAGUUUUGUCAACAAUUGAAUCAUCUCAUACAGGAGAAAGCGAACCAAUCAAUGAACCAAAACCAGAACAACAAGAAGCACCUGCUUCUACUGAUAAUGAAACGAAAUCAACAGUUUCUACUGCAACAACUCCUUCUCAUCACAUCAAAAAAAAGAGAAGAAAAGAGAAAAGUGUCAAAGAUGACAGAUCAUCAACGCAUUCACGUGUUUCUACACAUCAUUCUCGUGCAUCUAGUUCUAAACUUAGUACUAAAUCCAGUGAGAAAGAUACACCUGCAACGCAUCGCAGCAGAAGAUCAAGAAGAAGACAUAAAAGAAAAGAAGAAACUCCUCCAGAACCAAAGAAAUCAAUGGACUUCGACAAACUCAACAAAGUCGUGUUCCAAUUCGUUGAGAAGUCUGUGAAACACAUUGAUCUCGAGAACCUCGUCGAAAUUGAUCCUGAUGCAACAGAUGAAGACAUGAAGCCAACGAAGAUGACAAUUUCUAAACCGAAACAAGAGAAACAAAGAAAGAAAUUGUACGAACCACCUGAAGCACCUGCAGGAUAUCAACCAAAGGUGUUUGCAAAGAGAAUGCCGAAACCAAAGAAAGAGAAGAAGAUCAUUGUUGACCAGAAACAAGAUAACAUGACGAAUUCUAUGGAGAAAAUCAUCCACGAAGGAAACAUGUUGAACAAAGUCAUUUACAACCAAGGACAAACACAAAUUGUACCAAAGAUUGCAACGAAAAAGCCUCUACCUCCUUUCCCUCCUGAAAAGAACAACGUUGAAUACAUAAACAAUGUUGAAAAGCCUGUCCAACCCGAAAAAACUGAGCCGAGAAAGAGAAAACCAAUGAUACAAAACAACAAUCAAAAAGAACCAAUCGAAGAAUUCCCUGAUUUCAGUGGUUUCGUCAGAAUUGAUGAUCCUAAUGAAUCAAAGCCAAAGAAACAAGGUCCAAAGAUACAACAUGGUUUAGGAUAUAAAUCUUAUCCUAAGAAACCACCUCUUGAACAUUCAGAUUUGAUGUCUUCAAUUGAACAAAAAUCAAUUGCUCCUCAACAAAAAGUGACACAAAAAUUGUUGACAACUGUUCCAAUCAAGAAACCAAUUGUCAUCAAGAGCGAUGCAUUGUCAUUGCACAGUUAUAGCAAAUCCAGUGCUACGGGCUCUUCGAUAACAACUUCUUCUUUGUUGAGUAAGAGUUCAUCUCUUAAAAGUGACUUUAAUUCGAAAGCUCUUCGAAGAAUUGUCAGACAAAUUGUCGAUGUCAUUGCUACAUCUCCUGAAGGAACAACAGAGCUCAAGAGGUUGUACAGGAGAUCUGCAAUGAUGAGAAGAAAACCAGCUUUCGUUGGUUUGAAAGCUCCAGAAUAUUCCGUCAACAACCAGUUUUAUGAUAAAACUCAGUCAGUUUUAAUCAGAUACACGACGAGCCAGAAUGUCCACAACGCUGCGGAAGAAGUGUUCGAGAUCUUCUCCGAGAACACUGAGAACGCACACAUCUUGAUUGAAGAAGUAGAAAGAGCUCUUGCUGAUAUCAAAGAAAGUGAAAAAAGCGUUUUAUCGCAUCAACCAACGGAAAAGAUCGAUCCAAGUACACUUCCUCCAAGCAUUGCUGUUCAAUUGGUUGAUUUGGAUUGGAUGGGAACACUUGGUUUGUCUUCUACAGGUGUUGAAAUCAUGUAUAAAGAUAACGGAAGAGGUCAAUGGAGUGCUGUUUUGGCUCCAAAUAAAAAGAACAAUGAAAGAAAUGAAAGAAGAGGAAAAGGAAGAAGAAGGAAGAAAGAGUUCUUCUUACAAGGAAGAAGAGAACCAAAUGAAUUACCUCUCGAUGAGUUAAUGUUAGUUUCACAAUACGUUCCGCAAGAAAUGGUCAACCAAGUUUUGUCAAAAUACGGAAAUUUCCAUGAUAAUGAAUAA